This is a messenger RNA of Malurus melanocephalus (red-backed fairy wren), 468 nucleotides long. It is a transcript of the gene GLOD5, whose product is annotated as glyoxalase domain containing 5. The transcript is spliced from 3 exons. Lineage: Eukaryota; Metazoa; Chordata; Aves; Passeriformes; Maluridae. Bases 19 to 468 code for a protein of 149 amino acids. The record is from RefSeq and is a predicted model, not a curated record.
GUUGCCAGCCCCGGGAGCAUGGCCUGGAAGGAGCAGGGCAGGAGCCCACCCUCGUGUCUCAUCCAGCGCCUGGACCACCUCGUGCUGACCGUCAGGAACAUCGAGGACACCGUGGACUUUUAUUCCAAAGUCCUGGGCAUGGAGGUGGUGACGUUCAAGGGAAAUCGCAAAGCUCUGCGUUUUGGCCAGCAGAAGCUCAACCUGCACCAGGCUGGGCAGGAGCUGGAGCCCAAGGCUCGGUGCCCGGUGCCCGGCUCCGCGGAUUUGUGCCUGAUCACAGCGGUGCCCCUGGAGCAGCURCUGGAGCACCUGGAGRCCUGUGGGGUGCCCAUUGAAGAAGGUCCUGUGGCCAGAACUGGCGCUGUGGGGCCAAUCACCUCCAUCUACUUCCGAGACCCCGACCAGAACCUGGUGGAGGUUUCCAGGUACUGCCCGGCUGUGGCUACGGAUGGAGAAGGGGAGCCCUGA